Molecule: messenger RNA, 1569 nt
Organism: Scylla paramamosain (green mud crab)
Lineage: Eukaryota; Metazoa; Arthropoda; Malacostraca; Decapoda; Portunidae
Product: protogenin A-like
Exons: 8
Coding region: 264-920 (218 amino acids)
Source: RefSeq, a predicted model, not a curated record
GAAGGGAGUUAGUAGUGUGGCAACAUGCGGGCGGAGUUCGUCAGGGUGUGCGGGCGGUAGCAGGGGCUAAGCAGCCUGGGAGCCUCAGUGUAUGUGUGCGAGGUGGGGCGGAGUGUUCGCGAGUAUUCCCUGAAAAACUUCAUCAAUGUGGAAGCAUAUAUGGCGUGGUUUUCUAGUAUGUCAGGCUUACUGCCAGCAGUAGUCCUGGUUCUCGUUGCGCUCACAGGUAAAGUGUUCACGGGCCGCCACACCUGCACCCGCUAAUGUACUCCACUACAGCAGGCGCCGGGAGCAGUGUGGGCGGGCGAGCGGCAGCUGAGUCUGAUUUUACCCCAGGCGUACCUGGAUCAUGGGUGCCAGUGGGCGGGGCAGGGGGCGGCUGGGUGUGGGCGAUGAGGGGGCGGGGCGUGGUGCUACCCUGCCUCCCGCCCCGCCCCGCCCCCUCGCCCCAGGAAGCCCUCGGCGUCACCUGGCUGAAGAAUAACGUCUCCGUACAGGAUCGGCGUCACAUGGUCACAGCAGCGGGCCACCUCAACAUUACCAAGGUGAUCCACAGGCGCACUGGCAUGACUGACGAGGGGGAGUACCGCUGCCUGGUGACUACUCCCGCCGGCGUCAUCACCAGCGCUCCCAUCACUCUCCGUGUCGCGAGUCUCACCAAGAACUUUGUGGUGAGCCCCUCCAAUGUGACGGUGCUGGUGGGUGAGGCUUUGCGACUCUCGUGCCAAAUUGGACUCCCAGCCCCCUGCCUCACUCCUGUGGACCCAAGAUCAACAACCUCUACCUCAACACGACAGGUACACAACCCCCUUCUCAGGAGUACUGCACAUUGUGGGAGUGCAGGCCAGCGAUGCAGGCACAUACAGAUGCCUGGCGACCAAUGCUUGUCCUCAGCAAGGAGCGUCGGAGCAGCAGCGUGACCGUCACUGUGCUGGAGGCCGGGGAGGAGGAUGUCUUCCGGGCCCCCUCCUUUCUCUCCCCCAAGAAACACCUCAAAGUCAGGAAGGGAGAAGAUGCUGUCCUAGAGUGUCUCACCACAGGGCUGCCUCUCCCCAGCAUCUCUUGGCAACGAAAAUGUGAGUCCAGCUUUGCAUUCAUCUGUUCUGAUUCUUGCUUCUGAUUACAACUGUAGAAUCUCAUCUUACCCUUAGACAUAUACUCCAGCCUUGCACAUUCCUCAGCUAAUUAUUCAUUCUUGAGUAUUCUAAUCCGCUUUCAUCACAUUGAACAGAGGAUUGCUCAAUACAUACAGUAUCUGCAUUACUAAAAUAGAUUCUUCCAGUCAUCUCUCAUUUUCUUAAAAUGACCACUUAAGAGUGGUAAAUUUGAUAGGUUCUACUCUUUAGAGUGUUUUUCCUUAUCUAUACUAGACAUGCCAAACCUUUCACGUGUAGCAUGCCUCCAUUAUGGAAGUGCAGCCUUCUGUAAUCAUAAACAGUCAUCAGUUACUCCAUCUUCUGUCUGAUCCAACUACAUUAGUCAUACAAUACAGUUUCAAGCACAAGAAGUAAAAAUUAGGAAACAAAGUUCCAGAAUGAUUAGUGUUUCCCUGUCAUUAGAUCUGAUGAU